Molecule: messenger RNA, 2471 nt
Organism: Mugil cephalus (flathead mullet)
Lineage: Eukaryota; Metazoa; Chordata; Actinopteri; Mugiliformes; Mugilidae
Gene: gnl3
Product: guanine nucleotide binding protein-like 3 (nucleolar)
Exons: 15
Coding region: 86-1762 (558 amino acids)
Cellular component (GO): nucleolus
Molecular function (GO): GTP binding
Source: RefSeq, a predicted model, not a curated record
GAAGUGACAUAGCGUCAAACUCGUGCAGUCUCUUUCCACGUGUGUGAGAGCAUUUCAGUCGCAUUGGCAGAUCCACUGCUCCACCAUGAAGCGACCGAAGUUGAGGAAAGCAAGUAAGCGAGUGUCCUGCUCCAAACGUUAUAAGAUACAGAAGAAGGUCCGGGAGCAUAACAGAAAACUAAGAAAAGAGGCGAAGAAGAAGGGAGUGAGCAAACGAGUGAAGAAGGACCUCGGAGUUCCCAGCAGUGCUCCCUUCAAGGAGGAGAUCCUGAGGGAGGCAGAGGAGAGGAGGCUACAGAUUGAAGCAGAAAAAGAAAAAAAGCGACAAGCCAAAAAGGAGGAGCGAGCCCAGAAGAGGAAGAAUGAGAAGCAGCCAGAAAGUAAAGAGACGGAGCCCAAGGCCAAGAAGGCUCGUGAGGAUGACGGUGGAAAUAAACCACAGAAGAGUGCACCCAACAAGAGCUCUAAGCAGCAUCUAUGUGCUGAGUUAAACAAGGUAAUAGAUGCGUCUGAUGUGAUAAUAGAAGUCCUGGAUGCUCGUGACCCUCUCGGAUGCAGGUGUCCACAGCUGGAGGAGGCCGUGCUGCAGAGACCCGGCGACAAGAAAUUACUUUUGGUUCUGAACAAAAUAGAUCUGGUACCAAAGGAACACGUUGGGAGGUGGAUGACGUAUUUACAGCAGGAGUUUCCAGUUGUGGCCUUCAAAGCAUCAACAUACGUCCGGGACAAAACAGUGCAAGCGAAAAAGCGAAGAAUAGUUGCAUCCAACGAAGUCCUGGAUAAAUCCAGAGGAGCCGCCUGCUUCGGGAGCAGUUGUCUCACUGAGCUGCUCACGAGUUACGCUGCUGCAAGACAGAGCGAAGUGUCCCUGAAAGUGGGCGUCGUUGGUUUUCCUAAUGUGGGGAAAAGCAGCCUCAUCAACAGUGUGAAGGGCGUCCUGGCGUGUCACGUCGCCGUGAAGAGGGGCAACACCAAACACAUGCAGGAGGUUCACAUCUCCAAGAGCGUGAAGCUGAUAGACAGUCCGGGAAUCGUGGCGUCGCCGUCCAACCCGCCCGCCUCCAUGGCUCUGAGGAGCCUGCAGGUGGAGGAGGGGCAGGAGAGCGUGGGCGAGGCCGUCAGGACUCUGCUCAAGCAGUGUGAUAAGACCGAGAUCAUGCUUCAGUACAACGUCCCCGACUACAGGAACUCUCUGGAGUUUCUGAACUUAUUCGCCAAAAAACGAGGUUUCCUGCAGAAAGGCGGCGUUCCUAACGCAGAGCAGGCCGCCAACACCUUCCUCGAUGAUUGGACAGGAGCCAAACUCGGCUACCACUCCAAGGCGCCGGGAAACCACAGCCUCCCUCCCUACCUGUCUGACGCUGUGGUCGCCGAGAUGCAGAAAGGCUGGGAUCCGAAGAUACUGAAAGCAGGAAACGAGGAAACUCUGAAAGGCGUUAAGUUCCCGAGCAUUUCCAGCAGCAUCACCUUCAUCUCCAAAGGCCCGACUGCUGGUCUGCUGAGCGUCGCCGACGUCGCCGAAGAAAAACCUCCCGCUGAGCCGAAGGCUGCAGCCGCAGAGGAAGCAGAAGCAGCAGAAGCAGCAGCAGCAGCAGACGGGAACGACGAAAACGAUGAGCCUGAGGAAACUACAGAGGUGGCAACAAAAGCAAAGAAAAAGUCACUCAAAGGUCACGUGCAGUUUCAGUCCGUCCCCAUUGACAUCAACCUCUCUGCAGCUACAACAGCCGACGCCUACGACUUCAACACGGACUUUAAAUGAGCCUCAAACUGAACUGAGUUCACGUUAAGAGCUGGACGGAAGAAAACGCUCACAUGAAGAGGACCUCUGACCUUCUGUCUGUCCUUCCAGUUGAAUGAUUUAAGUCCAGAUUUGAGCCACUUCAUCUCGGCUUAAACCCGGUAGAUGGUGGGAAAACUUACAAGCAGCCAAAAUAUAAGACACACAUGUAAAAACAAAUGAGUUCUGAUAAGAGUCCUGCACAAAAAUCCUCCUGUAUGACUGUUUUUGGAGGAUGUUUUUGGUGGAUGACGCACCAGAGUUGCUCCCAGUGCUUCACACUGAUGUGAGUCAGUGGGUAAAUGUGAUGCUGUGACUGUAAAAUGCUUUUAAGCACCAAAAAGGUUGAAAAGCACUUAAAUAAAAGGUGUCUGUAUAAUAUAAUUAAAUAGUACUACAACCUACAGCCUCCAAAAUAAAAACAGCUUCCAGGAGCAAACAUUUAGUGCAGGAUGGAACUUAUUCGUUUUCACUAUUGUACCUAAUUUAUUGGCCAGUAAGCAAAUUCUGGACUAAUCUUUCAGCUGAUCCAAACCAGUUUUUUGUCUAGAACUGCGUGUGUGUGUAUAUAACUAUUUCUCCCAGAUGUCUGCAAAAGGUGUCCAGACGUUAUUUGUAAUAUUUUGUGUUGAUGCAAAAUACUGUACAUAGACAAUUUACUAUAAAUGUAAUAAAACCAUCUACGAAACGA